UAAGCAGCUAAAGUUUGUAUAAUUUAUUUGAUAUUUGUUGUAAACAUUCCCUUUUUUUUUUAUCAAAAUUUUCAAAACUUUAUUCAAAAGAAUGACGAGCGUAAAAGACCCUGAAUUUAUAAAGUCAUUAAGAGGGCUUGUGAAAGAUCCAUAUAAAUUUCAACGUUAUUGUCAUCAAAAAUAUUUACUCAUUAACGAUUUAGAAAUGAAACGAAGAGGAAAUAUGUUAUAUAGACAAGAAAAAGCGAAAAGAAACGAAACAUUAAAUCGAUAUUAUAAUAUUUUACCUUUUGACAAAAAUCGAGUCGUCUUGUCCGAUCCUCGAUUAGGGCCAGCAGGGAAUAGUAGCUGUAAUGACGCUGAUGAUGAGGAUGAGGAUGAGGAGGAUGGAUAUAUUAAUGCAAGCUGGAUAUUAGCACCUUAUGAGAUUCCCCGAAUCUAUAUAGCUACUCAGGGACCUACUAUGGCCACGUUGAUUGAUUUUUGGCGUAUGGUAGUUGAGCAACGCGUGCCAGUUAUCGUUUGUUUGACUCCGAUCUCAGAGGAUGGAUUUGAAAAAUGUGCACGUUAUUGGCCCUUGGGGGAUGAGAUAAUGCAUAUUAGGCACAACGAUAAUAAAGAAAUCAACGUGAAAAUUUCUAAUAUUAAAAAGGAAAAAAAGGAUUCGGAAGCGGAUUCGAUUGUAAGGACAAUUUUGAUUCAGUUCUAUCGUAACGAAGAGUUAAUUGAACAAGCAAGGGUAACUCAGUUGCAAUUCUUAGGUUGGCCUGAUCACGGAGUACCUAAAGAGACAUCGAAAGUGAUAAAUUUGAUACGCUUGACGAGACAAUUACAAGAAGUGGAUAAACCUGUUUUAGUUCAUUGUAGUGCAGGAUGUGGUAGAACAGGUACAUUUUGUGUCAUUGAUUCAGCAGAGAUACUUUUAAAGAUGCAUGAUAAUUUAGCAAUAGAUCCUAUAUUUCUAUUAAUAGACGAAUUUCGUAAACAACGUACUACCAUGGUUCAAUCUUUAUCUCAAUAUAGCUUUUGUUAUAAAGCCCUUUUAGAUUUUAUUGAUCAAGAAGAAUAAAUUAUAUUUCUAUCAUGUUCUUUUGUGUAUCCCUUUAUCUAUUUUCUCCCUUUUAAAACUAUUCUAUAAUUAAAGUAGUAAAAACAAGGGAGAAGGUAGUAGUAGGAGUUAUAUAUAAGUUAAAGUUUACAAUAUAUAAAAUGACAAAGAA
This is a messenger RNA of Cokeromyces recurvatus, 1220 nucleotides long. RefSeq names its product protein-tyrosine phosphatase-like protein. The record is from RefSeq and is a predicted model, not a curated record. Lineage: Eukaryota; Fungi; Mucoromycota; Mucoromycetes; Mucorales; Mucoraceae. Gene Ontology annotation, molecular function: protein tyrosine phosphatase activity. Gene Ontology annotation, biological process: protein dephosphorylation. The transcript has a single exon. The coding region runs from base 92 to 1069 and encodes 325 amino acids.